Messenger RNA from Cheilinus undulatus (humphead wrasse), 1564 nucleotides. It is a transcript of the gene mffa, whose product is annotated as mitochondrial fission factor a. The record is from RefSeq and is a predicted model, not a curated record. Gene Ontology annotation, cellular component: peroxisome; mitochondrial outer membrane. Gene Ontology annotation, biological process: positive regulation of mitochondrial fission. Lineage: Eukaryota; Metazoa; Chordata; Actinopteri; Labriformes; Labridae. The coding region runs from base 196 to 1119 and encodes 307 amino acids. The transcript has 8 exons.
AGCGCAGACAGAGGAAGAGGAGAGGAGUUUCCCCUCUCGUAUCAACAGAAGGAGAUGCCCAACUGCUACAUCUUCAGUCCUACCUCUUCCCAUUUAUGAUACUUGGAGUAUUUUUAGAGGUUUUCGUCGUUCUUUGGGAUUUUAUUUUGUUUUCACCGGAUAAAAAGCUGCCGUUAGCGAAAAACUAAAGGCCAGAUGAACGGAGCAGCCUUCCCCUCCCCCACGGCUGAGAUGGCCGAGAUGAACAGGAUCCAGUACGAGCUGGAGUAUACCGAAGGCAUCAGCCAGAGGAUGCGCAUCCCAGAGAUGCUCAAAGUUGCUCCUCAGACCCAUGAGGAUCCUAAUCUGGGAUCUCAGGAGGUCCCACACAGUGUCAUGAUGCAGGUCCCUGAGAGGAUCGUGGUGGCAGGCCAGUAUUCAGGAGACAGUACUGACCCCCAGUUCCCAAGACCCAGAGACCUGGACCUCAUCCAGUCAACACCCCUGGAGAACCUGUCGCUGAAGACACCACCCAGAGUCCUCACCCUCAGUGAGCGGCCCUUGGAUUUCAUGGAAGAGGAGCAGAGGGCAGCUCAAGACAACGAGGAGGGGUUACGACCACAGGGACGAUUACGGCGGGAACGCUCAGCCAGUGAGAACACUGCUCGUCAAAACAGUCAGCUGAUGCGUAAUGAUUCGGGUGCGACCCCGUCCCCCUCAGCCACUGUCCAACCCUGCCCCCCUCUCACCGUGACCGAAGAAGAACACAACCUGUACAGCGCUAGCGGCGUUCUUUCUUUCAUCCAGUCCACCACUCGUCGGGCCUACCAGCAGGUCCUGGAGGUCUUGGAUGAGAACCCUCGCAGCAAACCAUCACUGCGAGGGGGGUCGGCAUCAAGCUCCAACCCCCUGCAUGAAACCAGACUUGCCCUGUCAUCGUAUGAAGCCUCAAUGGACGGAGGAUCAGAUGAUAUGACCGUUGUGGAUGCAACAACGCUUCGCCGCCAGCUCAUCAAAUUAAACCGGAGACUCCAACAUCUGGAAGAAGAGAACAAGGAGCGAGCCAAGCGGGAGAUGAUCCUGUACUCUGUCACUGUAGCUUUCUGGCUGGUCAACACCUGGGUGUGGUUACGGCGUUAGAGCCGGCGUUGGAGCCGGUGUGUAUUUCUGCCGUCACCCAUGACAGAGGAACAUACUAUACCCCUUAUUUUAUGUGUCAAAUGUUAGCUUUGCGCUGCACUCAGUCCCUGUGCAAGGUAGACGUCGACACGAAUGCACUAGUCUGUUUGGCACAGGGCUGAUCUUCUGAUUUUGGUUUAUUUAAAAACAUGUACAGUUUUAUUUUUUUACUCUUUUUUGUCCUGUCUCAUGUUUUCAUGUUUUGGAUUCAUUGGAAAUCUUCCUGCUCAUAGCUAAGCAUGACCUGUUGUAAAUAUUAGCUCCUUUCACUCCACAGAUACAGUAGAGCAUAGUUCACCAGUGAAGGAACGAGGCACUGAAAUAUGGAGACCAAACAUGUUGAAUAUUUAUUGUGGAGAGGCUGAAGCUGGGAAAUGUAAAUCAUUUAGUAAAUCUAUACAUAUUA